Molecule: messenger RNA, 1825 nt
Organism: Brassica napus (rape)
Lineage: Eukaryota; Viridiplantae; Streptophyta; Magnoliopsida; Brassicales; Brassicaceae
Product: 4-hydroxybenzoate polyprenyltransferase, mitochondrial
Exons: 9
Coding region: 244-1479 (411 amino acids)
Biological process (GO): ubiquinone biosynthetic process
Cellular component (GO): mitochondrial inner membrane
Molecular function (GO): prenyltransferase activity
Source: RefSeq, a predicted model, not a curated record
UAUUGAUUAAUAAAAAGUAGACAAAAGAUUGGAAAAAUAAACAGACUAUAAUAUGUUUCCUCAACAGUCCCAAAUUUUUCUGGCCCAUUGGUAUCAACUCAUUAUGGGCCUGGUCAGAUAGAAUGGUGCACAGGCCCAUUACUGAUCCAUCCGAGUUACUAGAGAAUUUCUAGCUGCCGAGAGGUGCUCGCUCCUCCACGCCGGAGUCGUUGUUAACCGGCAAACACUUCCUCUCUCUCAAAGAUGUCGUUUUUCCGACUCUCCCGUGUUUCACGGCGGUUGUUGAAACCAUCCGUGUCGGCAACUCCAUCUUCAAGUUCUGUUUUCCACUCUCAACAACAAAAUAUAUACUUGUCACAACCCAUUACUACUACUACUACACGGCAUUGCAUCAACACUUUGUUUAAGUAUCCUCUAUGGAGUCGUGACCACGAAGUGUGGAGUAAAGGGACGGACUUUCAUCAUGAGAAGCUUCUUGGCGUUGGCUGGAACUAUAGAUUAGUAGCUGGAAUGUCUUCGGUUGUGGAGGGGAAUCCUAAGAAAGACGACAAGGAGGAGAAGAGUGGUGGUGUUGGUGGUGUUAAGGAAGCUUCUAAUUGGGUUGAUUUGUAUUUGCCUGAGGGAGCUAGAGGUUAUGCUAAGCUUGCUCGUUUGGAUAAACCUAUUGGGACUUGGUUGCUUGCUUGGCCUUGUAUGUGGUCAAUUGCGUUGGCUGCUGAUCAUGGAAGCCUUCCGAGUUUUAAAAUGAUGGGUUUAUUCGGUUGUGGUGCACUACUUCUUAGAGGUGCUGGCUGUACUAUAAAUGAUCUGCUUGAUCGAGACAUUGAUACAAAGGUUGAUCGAACAAGAUUAAGACCUAUUGCAAGUGGUCUUUUGACACCAUUUCAAGGGCUUCAGUUUCUUGGGCUACAGUUGCUUUUAGGUUUAGGGAUUCUUCUCCAACUUAACAAUUACAGCCGUGUUUUAGGGGCUUCAUCUUUGUUACUUGUCUUCUCCUACCCACUUAUGAAGAGGUUUACAUUUUGGCCUCAAGCAUUCUUAGGUUUGACCAUAAACUGGGGAGCAUUGUUAGGAUGGGCUGCUGUUAAAGGAAGCUUAGAACCAGCUGUUGUUCUCCCUCUUUAUCUCUCAGGAGUCUGCUGGACCCUUGUGUAUGAUACUAUCUAUGCACAUCAGGACAAAGAAGAUGAUGUGAAGGUUGGUGUGAAGUCAACAGCUCUUAGAUUCGGUGAUAAUACAAAGCUUUGGCUAACUGGAUUUGGCACAGCAUCCAUGGGUUUGCUUACACUUUCUGGACUCAGUGCAGAUCUCGGGUGGCAAUAUUACGCAUCACUGGUCGCUGCAUCAGGACACUUAGGAUGGCAAAUAGGGACAGCUGACUUGUCAUCUCGCACUGACUGCAGUAAAAAGUUUGUGUCGAACAAGUGGUUUGGUGCUAUUAUAUUCAGUGGGGUUGUACUCGGAAGAACUUUUCAGUAGAGAUCUAUCUGUUAGUGAAAUAGAGGACAUGGCCACCCUCAGGCUCCAAAAGCUAAAGGCGCGUUUUCCAAAACUAGGAAGAAGCCUUUGUCAUAUAAGCGUUGACAGAGUAACCCUCUGGACUGACUCUUUUCUCAUUAGUUUCUGGUUCUGUUAAUAGGAACUGGGAGUCAUGUCUUUGUUUACAAGGUUGUUUGCUUAUCCAUACUCGUUCAAAGUGUUGACACUUGACAGAGUAAACAUCUGAACAGAAAAGAGUCUUGCUUUAAAAUAGUUGUAUCAAUUAUUUGAAAGUUACAGGAUUAUUUUCCCCUAUUGGUUGUAUAAAUUUAUUUUCAAUCUCAAA